AUGAAAGGAAUGCACCCUUCUCCUCGGGACAGCCACAGCUCCAUGGCCGUUGGGUCUAAGCUCUAUGUGUUUGGUGGUACCAAUGGAACCAGCACACUUGACGAUCUCUUUGUUUUGGAUAAUGCUACCAACACCUGGGGGAAACCCGACGUUUUUGGUGAUGUUCCUGCUCCAAGAGAAGGACAUAGCGCGUCUCUCAUCGGUGACAACCUGUUCGUGUUUGGGGGAUGUGGGAAAUCCAGCGAUCCCUCAGAGGAGGAGUACUACAACGACCUCCAUGUUUUGAACAUGAGUAAUAUCCUUGGUAAUCCAGAAACAAUGGCAUGGCGGGAGGUAAAGACGACUGGUGCGGAGCUGAUGCCAGGAACUGGGCACACAACAAUCAGCCAUGGAAAGUAUCUCGCUUGUAGGUAG
Selaginella moellendorffii is the source of this 414-nucleotide messenger RNA. RefSeq names its product rab9 effector protein with kelch motifs. The record is from RefSeq and is a predicted model, not a curated record. Lineage: Eukaryota; Viridiplantae; Streptophyta; Lycopodiopsida; Selaginellales; Selaginellaceae. The transcript is spliced from 3 exons. Gene Ontology annotation, molecular function: protein binding. Bases 1 to 414 code for a protein of 137 amino acids.